This is a messenger RNA of Diversispora eburnea, 922 nucleotides long. NCBI's taxonomy places the organism in Eukaryota, Fungi, Glomeromycota, Glomeromycetes, Diversisporales, Diversisporaceae. The record is from the annotation of a GenBank genome assembly.
AUGCCAAACUCUUGUAAAGAAAUUCGCCAAGAACUCGUAGAUUGUUUAUUAAAAUCCGACUGUGUAGUAGUGAAACGCCACACCGUAAAAGAAUGCUUACAAACAGAAAAUACAGAUGAUGUACCUAGAGAAUGUCAUAGCAUUCGUAGAAGUUUUUUUGAAUGUCGGAGAGGAUUGCAACCCAUUCCAAUUUCUCAUACAACAACUGAAACUGGAACUGGAACCGGAUCAACGAUUGAUAGUGAUUCAAAAGGUGAAGAAGAAGAAUUAAUAUUAAAUAAUAUCAACAACAAUAAUAUUAUUAAUAGUAUUAUGAAUAAUAAUAUUAAUAAUAAAAACAAUAUUAUUAUAAAUCACAACAAUAAUAAUCAUAAUAAUCAUAAUAAUCAUAACAACAACAAUAAUAAUAAUAAUAAUAAUAAUACAAAAGAAUAUGAAAAAACUUUAUCACUACCAUCAUCUAAUGGCGGUGAUUCAAGUGGAGUAGAAUCCGAUAGUUUUGUAUAUAAUCAAAAGAAAGGUUCAAGAAAGAAAAAGAAUCAAAAUACUAAUGGUUAUUAUUAUCGAACACCUCAAUCACCUGCUAGGAGGUUUAGACGUAGUAGACGUCAAACACAUGAAUGGGCAGGAGGAGAUGUUAAUGAAUUCAAAUCUGAAGAAUUCGAUUUUCAGGGUAAUUUAAAUUUAUUUGAUAAAGAAAAGGUGUUUGCAGAAAUCAGAGAAUUAGAUUCAACGGCACCAGAAAAUCUUCUUGUUAAUAUUAAUAGAAAUCCUAAUUAUCGUACAAAUCAUUAUCGUAAUGGUCAUGGUUAUCAUCAACAACAAUAUUCUAAUCAUUAUAAUAAUAAUCAUCAUCAUAAUCAUCAUCAAAAUUUUCAACCAAAAUUAGCACCUAAUGAAAAUGUAUUAGAAAUUUCUUCAC